Neltuma alba is the source of this 1097-nucleotide messenger RNA. Its product is annotated as pre-mRNA-splicing factor cwf23-like. Bases 195 to 1019 code for a protein of 274 amino acids. Lineage: Eukaryota; Viridiplantae; Streptophyta; Magnoliopsida; Fabales; Fabaceae. The transcript has 4 exons. The record is from RefSeq and is a predicted model, not a curated record.
UCACCAACUGAUUCCACUUUCAAAAAUCUCUUCCGCAUACCUUGCUCUUUUUUCUUAACCGCUCCACCUCCCUGCUCUCCCUCUCUCUCAUAUUUUUUCAUAAUUCACACAAUUCACUAUUCAUAUCCCCCUUUUCUCGUUUAGCUCUUGUUUUUCCAAAUUCCCAAAGGCAUUUCUUUUUGUCACUCUCAUCAAUGGGGAGAAUGGGACAAGAAGAACCAGAUUUGAAAACCCAGUUAGUUCUGGACAUCUGCUCCAUCUCUACUCGCUCCGUGGUAUGCGUUCAUAGGCUUCUCUCAAACCCAGCUAAGCCAACUUCUUUCAUCGAUUGGUAUCACAUCCUUGGAGUGGAAGAAAAUGCAGGGCCGAAUAGCAUUCGCAAGCGAUACCAUAAGCUGGCUUUGCAGCUUCACCCAGAUAAGAAUAAUCAUCCCAAGGCUGAAAUUGCCUUCAAGCUUGUCUCUGAGGCAUAUACAUGUUUGUCUGAUGCUGCGAAGAGAAAAGCCUUUGAGCUAGAGAGAUGGAAAAACUUCUGCUUUGAGUGCAAAAGGAUCCCAUACUCAUCAUCUGGCAGUGUCCCUCGCAAUUCCCAUGGUGGUUCAAGUUCCAAGGUAUGGAAUAUUAUCAGCAGGUCAAGAUCCUACAAGUUCUGGAGAAAUAUAAAGGAAAUUAGAGAAAGAUUCAAGGAGGAGGCUAAGGUGAUAGAGAACUGUUUGAGGGCAAAUUCAAUGCCCAGGAAAGAAUCUCCACUUUUCAAUCCAGUAGAUUAUUUAGAAAGAAGCAGGUCUCAUCGCAGAACAGAGGGAGAAACCCCCGUGUUCAACCCAUCAGACUACUUGUACCAAGGCUAUCCUCAUCUGAGAAGCCAAAUUUUCAAGAAUUCCGAUAAGUUUUGGUACUUGCAGACGGAAAAUAGUAUUCUGCAUGAGAGGGGAGCAUCCAAGUAUGACUCUCCAGUUUUUGAGGUCAGACCAGAAAGGAGAAUGUUUACCAGCAAAUUUGCUUAUGUCCCGUCAUGAAGCCAGGGCAAAAACAUUUUUACAUUUGCUAUGCAAUUUUAAACAUUUAAUUAAUGCAAUGUGCUCGCGAUUGCAGUA